Populus euphratica (Euphrates poplar) is the source of this 1827-nucleotide messenger RNA. Its product is annotated as rhodanese-like domain-containing protein 4, chloroplastic. The transcript has 8 exons. The coding region runs from base 155 to 1432 and encodes 425 amino acids. NCBI's taxonomy places the organism in Eukaryota, Viridiplantae, Streptophyta, Magnoliopsida, Malpighiales, Salicaceae. The record is from RefSeq and is a predicted model, not a curated record.
UGAAUGAAGACAAAGUUUUUCAUCCUCUGCUUACCUUUCAUUCAAUCAUCCUAAAGGAAACAAUAUCUGCAUAAAGCUCUAUUCCCAUGGCGAUUCAAGCUUCUGCAUCAUUUCUGUAAGAGACCAUAGUUUGUCUGCGACAAAGAAUUAUGCCAUGGAGGCCUUCAAUGCAGCAAGCUGGGCACCGUUAUCAGUCCUCUGUGAGAGAAGAUCAGAAUCCAGAAAAUCUUUAUCCCUCCCUACAGUUUCACCACUCCAAAUCUCUCAUUCUUUCUCUACAAGCACGAGCCGAUCAACUACACAAGAGUGUCUAUCAAGGACUUUACAUGGUGGUAUAGUGCUCCUAUCUUCAGUUCUUGGUAACGGGCUAGCUAGAGCUUUAACAUAUCAAGAAGCACUGGAACAGUCUACGCGCUCCUUCUCAUCUGAUGCGAACGGGGUCCUAGAUAGUUUCAUCAAAUUUGGAACGGAAAACCCAACAAUCGUAGCAGGUAGUGUUACAGUUUUGGCAGUUCCACUAGUUCUGUCUCUGGUGCUAAACAAGUCAAAGUCCUGGGGUGUAGAGUCUGCAAAAAAGGCAUAUGCAGCGUUGGGUGUUGACGCAAAUGCUCAGUUGCUUGAUAUAAGAGCACCAGUGGAGUUUAGACAAGUGGGCAGUCCUGAUAUCAGGGGUUUGAGUAAGAAACCAGUGCCAAUUGUUUAUAAGGGUGAAGACAAGCCAGGUUUCUUGAAGAAGCUGUCUUUGAAGUUUAAGGAACCAGAGAAUACCACGUUGUUCAUUCUAGACAAAUUCGAUGGCAACUCCGAAUUGGUUGCAGAGUUGGUCACUGUAAAUGGAUUUAAAGCAGCUUAUGCAAUCAAGGAUGGUGCAGAAGGGCCCCGGGGAUGGAUGAAUAGUGGGCUUCCCUGGAUACCACCAAAGAAAGCUUUUAGUCUUGACCUUGGUGAUUUAUCAGACGCGAUCGGUGGUGCACUAGGAGAGGGCUCCGAUGCCUUGCCUGUCACCUUUGCAAUUGCAGCAGCUACUGGCUUAGGUGUAUUGGCAUUCUCAGAGAUUGAAGCAAUACUCCAAGUAUUAGGCUCAGCUGCACUAAUUCAGUUUGUGAGUAAGAAACUCCUGUUCGCUGAGGACCGUAAGCAAACUCUGGAACAAGUUGAUGAAUUCUUGACCACCAAGAUUGCACCUAAAGAGUUGGGGGAUGAAUUGAAGGACAUAGGGAAGGCUCUUCUACCAGUAGCAGUGACGAGCAAGGCUCUUCCUGCGCCUGCAGAAGUGAGUCCAGAACCUGCUCCUGCUGAUAGUAGUAUAAAUUCAGCACCCAAAACAGAAGCUAAAGCUGAACCAGUUUCUGAAUUUUCAAGGCCACUUUCUCCAUAUCCAACUUAUCCGGAUCUCAAGCCUCCAACGUCGCCCACCCCAUCUCAACCUUAAAUUGAAGUCUUUAUGUCUUGUUCUGCAACCGGAAGCUGUUUUAACUGGAAAAUCUUGAAUUACUUUGCGAGCUGUUCAAUCCAUGUUCCUCGUAAAAUGUUCGAGUCAACUUGAUGGUUUGGAUUGCAGAACAAAAAAAAGGGAAAGGAAAGGAAGUUGUCAUGAAAUCGAUGGAUGCUACGUGAUAUGCAACAGCGAACCUGAUCGUAUCUCUCUUCAAUUACUUGUGGCUUGUGGAUCUUUUGUAGAUGUAGCUUACGAGCUAACACUAUCUUGAUGCGGUAAUGCCAUUUUUUUUUUUUGGGGUUUCUGGAGUCACUGGAAGAACUUAGGUGUGUACAAACUCAUACUUUGAAGUUAGCCAAAAUAAUUACUGAAGUUUGUCUUUGCUGUCC